CAAGUGAUACUGUCUAACGGCAGCAAUAAGGCAGCAAUAAUAAAGUACUCUUCGCCUUCCCUCCAGACACACUUAUGUAUUGUACAAUACAUCUGUCCAAAGGCGCUUAAUACCUGACUACACUUGUAUUAGUUACCGGUUAUAUUCAGACUGUGAGAGAUAGAAUGGCCUCUGCUGAUGUGGUGGCUAUGCUGGUCUAUCUUAUUUUGUUUCUUCCGUUGAUAUUCCCUAACUUUGUGCUGUUUUCUCUUUUCUGUUUCUUCAAUCACUUUUUGGCAUUAUACGCCCAUUAUCGCCGCGAUGCUGUGCGACCACGACUUCAGGCUAGAGCGGCGCGAGAGGCCCACGGCCACGUGAGGCCCCCGCCGGACGGCCCAUCGCUACGGGGAUACCCCGCGAAACUCCCCACAUGAGGAGCGCAGCGCAACCCACAAGCUGUUGGCCGCAUGUGAACUGCCUGGUCCGCAAUUGGCAACCUCACCUGUUCCGGAAGCCUAGACGAUACCCAAGUUUCUAGCUUCAAAACUCGCCGGAUAAUCUGAACCUUCGUCGCCACUUUUACCGACCUCUCAAUAUGCCUCCGUCACCCUCCUCCGGUCUCGUGGUACGUCGCCAACCCCAGUUUCCUCCUCGACUGCUGGGUACCUUUGAGCAUCUCCAUCUUGUAGUGGACUAACGGCUUCUGCAACUAGGCCAAAAUCAAAGUCCAACUCA
Messenger RNA from Chaetomium strumarium, 714 nucleotides. RefSeq lists its product as uncharacterized. Bases 165 to 413 code for a protein of 82 amino acids. Lineage: Eukaryota; Fungi; Ascomycota; Sordariomycetes; Sordariales; Chaetomiaceae. The record is from RefSeq and is a predicted model, not a curated record. The transcript has a single exon.